Molecule: messenger RNA, 458 nt
Organism: Cetraspora pellucida
Lineage: Eukaryota; Fungi; Glomeromycota; Glomeromycetes; Diversisporales; Gigasporaceae
Source: the annotation of a GenBank genome assembly
GAGAUACAGUUAAAGUAUGAUAAUGAUGAAGCUAUUCUUGCUGAUAAAGCAAUUUGUCCACAUAAACACAAUGUUUAUUAUCUUCAUCAGAAAUACCUUGACACUUUUAUUGGCACACGAAAUAGAAAAGAAAUGUUUAGUCGAUUAGCAGAAGAAGUUGAAGAAUUUAAUUCUAAUAGAAAAGGAAAUGCUUUAAUGCAACCAUAUAUUGCACCUACAAAUACUGACCCUGGGCAACUGUUUGUUUUAGUUAUUGUAACAAACCUUAUAAAACAUUGUCAUGCUUUGCAGCAAGCUGGCAAAUUAGUUUACAUGAACAGUACAGCAGGCCUUGAUGUACUUAACACUCCAAUGACAAUCCUCUCAACAAGCAUACCUAUCGGUAGCUUGCCUCUUGCAAUAAUACUUACUUCUGAUGAAACAACUAAUCCUUUUACAAAAGCCUUAGAUAUGUUAAA